Penicillium paradoxum is the source of this 1473-nucleotide messenger RNA. RefSeq names its product dual-specificity mitogen-activated protein kinase kinase. NCBI's taxonomy places the organism in Eukaryota, Fungi, Ascomycota, Eurotiomycetes, Eurotiales, Aspergillaceae. The transcript has 4 exons. Gene Ontology annotation, molecular function: ATP binding; protein kinase activity. The coding region runs from base 1 to 1473 and encodes 490 amino acids. Gene Ontology annotation, biological process: protein phosphorylation. The record is from RefSeq and is a predicted model, not a curated record.
AUGUCGUCCCCUGUUCCCCUUCUUCGGCCUCCAGUCCCUGGCGCUCGCAACACCAACGGCAGCCCGCGAGCCCCGAAACUCACAUUAGGCAUUCCCCCCUCACCCAGCGCCAAACCCGUCAAUGGCACUGGCGUCCCCGCCUCAGUACCUCAAAUUCAAACUCAACCUCAACCCCAGCGCCCAUCAGGUCGACCAGCACCCCCACGACUGCAUCUCGCGACUCCUAUGGGUAGUCAGCAGAAUAUAUCCCAGCCAACUCUCAUGCCGAACGGUCGACCAGCCCCGCCCCCACUGAGUACAAAUGGCCUGGGCAGUACGCCCAGUCUCCAAAUCCAAACCAACGGAGCACCAUCCGCAAACCCUUCAUAUUCGACCGCCAAUUUCGUCAAGGGUCUCCGACAACCGGACGGCUCGUCAGACCCGUCGUCGGCGAUCAGUUCAGUGUACUCGGACCGCGAGAAUGGAGAUCGCGAAAAUGGCGUGAAUGGCCUUCUUCCCGAUUUGGACAAAUUAAGUUUGGAAAAGGGUCGUCCUCUCGAUGUCGACGAUCUCGAUGAUGAAGGCUGGCACGCAGCCAGUGAACAGAACAAAAUCGUUGAGCUGGGAAGCCUAGGAGAGGGUGCUGGCGGCGCUGUCACCCGUUGUAAACUGAAGGAAGGAAAGACUGUGUUCGCAUUGAAAAUCAUCACCACGGAUCCCAACCCGGACGUCAAGAAACAAAUUGUCCGUGAGCUCAACUUCAACAAAGACUGCGCUUCGCACCAUAUCUGUCGCUAUUACGGUGCUUUCAUGGACAAGUCCACUGGCACAAUCUCCAUCGCUAUGGAAUUUUGUGAAGGUGGAAGUCUAGACAGUAUUUACAAAGAGGUCAAGAAGCUUGGAGGGCGAACCGGAGAGAAGGUCCUUGGCAAGGUUGCAGAAGGUGUCUUGAAUGGAUUGACCUAUCUCCACAGCCGGAAGAUCAUCCAUCGAGAUAUCAAACCAUCCAACAUUCUUUUGUGCCGUGAUGGCAAGGUCAAACUUUGUGACUUCGGUGUCAGUGGUGAAUUCGGCACCAAGGGCGAUGCCAACACUUUCAUUGGCACUUCCUAUUAUAUGGCUCCAGAGCGCAUUACUGGUCAAUCAUACACCAUCACCUCCGACGUUUGGUCUCUCGGUGUAACUUUGCUCGAAGUCGCGCAGCACCGAUUCCCCUUCCCUGCCGACGGGACUGAGAUGCAACCCCGUGCAGGGCUCAUCGAUCUCCUCACUUACAUCGUCCGCCAACCCAUUCCCAAGUUGAAGGAUGAACCAGAAAAUGGUAUUCGCUGGUCGGACAACUUCAAAUAUUUCAUCGAAUGCUGCUUGGAAAAAGAACCUCCUCGACGUGCAACACCCUGGCGGAUGCUGGAACAUCCAUGGGUGCAGGAUAUGAGAAACAAGAAGGUCAACAUGUCAAACUUCAUAAAGCAGGUGUGGGACUGGAAAGAUUAA